ACACAAAUAGGUUGGAUGAAAACAGACAAGGGGAAAGAGAGCCGAAGAGGAGGAGGAGAGAGAAAAAAAAGCAAACGCUGAGAAAUCCAGCCUGUCUCCGGCUGUGGCCAUUUUCUUCAAUCAUAAUUUGAUUUGUGGACUCUGAAGAGAGAGAGAGAGGGAGAGAGAGAGAGGGAGUGAGAGAGAGGGAGAGAGAGGGAGAGAGAGAGAGGGGGGAAGAGCAGCACCCGUCCCUUCCACCCCCACCUCCUGUUUGCCUGAGCCAUAGGGAAAGGCUUCACACACACAUACACACGGACGAAAAGCAGCACACAGGGCUAGGCCGCAAGUCAUUAGUUCUUGGUGGGCAAGCACUGACAAAAGGCUGGAGGACACAAGCCUGCAUGAGUGCCUGGAGAGCAAGCACAGGAACUAUGGAGGGCUGAGCACACGGACGCUCUCCUGCUUUCUUGAUUUUUUGUUUUGGUAAAGGAAGCAGCACGGAGGAUAUCGUCACAACCGAGCACUCGUGCUUCAACAAGCAGGGUCGACAGAGAGACAGAGAGAGAGAGAUCACUUCCUUGUGUUGAGGAUCUACAACAACCGGUGCUGCUGCAGCUGGAGAAGAAGAAGAAGCCCGUGGCCACAUGAAAGUGACGUGUGGACAUCAACUUGUUUUUGCCUGAUGUGGAAUGUCUUCAUUGUGGGUCACUAUGCUGCUGCUGCUGCUGCCGCUGAGAGGAUUACAGCAGAAUAGGAGAGCUGUGUCUGCACUCUCAGCCUCGCUGCAUGGAAGGAAGAUCUAGAGCGAGAAAAGGAUUUAUUUUCCAGCGAGGGAGACACAUUAAGGUGUAAAGGGUGAGACCGGGCAGCCAUCGAGCAGACGCCUCUUUAACCAUCUCAGGAAUCGGUCCAAAGAAAAGGACAAAAACAUCACACAGAGGCUACCAGCUGGAGAAGAAAACAAGAAAAGGGGGAAUUAAAAUCCACAGGCAUGCAAAAGUUGCCACACUGAGACUGUUUCCAGGUCAUAGUGGAGUGGGAGGAGACUGAACUGCUCUUGUUUUUUCUGCCAGACACCCUCCUCCUCAAUGCUGUAGCCUAUAUUUCUUUUUCUUUGACAUCUGCUUGUUUGGCCUGAGGACUUUUAUUUUCUCUCUUCUGCCGCUGCUUUAAAAUAAUAAUUAAUAGCAAACAGGAAAUAGUAAUUCUCUGCAGCCAGGUGAAGGGAAACACACUCUGGACUUUUUAAAAUAUAUAUAUAUAUUUAUAUUUAUGUUACCUUGACAGUAGCCAGACAUCUUGGGCUGCCUGUCCCAUUUUCUUCUUCGGUGGUUCGGUAACCAAGCGAUGGCCAUGGUGAGUGGGGGCUGGGGAGAUCCCAAUGGGGGCACAAACGGGUUGGGGGACAAGAGCUACCUGAGGGGGGAGGAGGAGGACGGCUCUCCGCAGGCGGGAGGCAGCGACAUGGAGGCCGGCGACGAUGACAAGUCCUGCGUGGUGGACUGCGUGGUGUGCGGGGACAAGUCCAGCGGGAAACAUUACGGCGUCUUCACCUGCGAGGGCUGCAAGAGCUUCUUCAAGAGGAGCGUGCGACGCAACCUCAGCUACACUUGCAGGUCGAACAGAGAGUGUCAGAUUGACCAGCACCACAGGAACCAGUGCCAGUACUGUCGACUGAAGAAGUGUUUCCGUGUUGGCAUGCGCAAAGAAGCAGUUCAACGCGGUCGCAUCCCACCUCAGCCGAGCCUCAGCCCCUCCAUCACGCCCAUAGGUGGCGCCAGCGGCCUCGGAGGUGGCGACUUCUAUAACAACAACAACGGAGGGAGCGGCGGAGGUCAGCCGGUGUCCGAGCUCAUUUCCCAGCUGCUGCGAGCCGAACCGUACCCCAGCAGUCGGUUUGGACACCAGUACAACCAGCAGACGGGUCCGGAUAACGCCAUGGGGAUCGAUAACAUCUGUGAACUGGCUGCCAGGCUACUCUUCAGCACCGUGGAGUGGGCCAGGAGCAUCCCUUACUUCCCAGAGCUGCCUGUGUCAGACCAGGUGGCCCUGCUGAGGCUGAGCUGGAGCGAGCUGUUCAUCCUCAACGCGGCCCAGUCGGCCCUGCCGCUCCACAUGGCUCCCUUGUUGGCCGCGGCCGGCUUCCACUCCUCGCCCAUGUCUGCGGAGCGCGUGGUGUCCUUCAUGGACCAGGUGAGGGUGUUCCAGGACCAGGUGGACAAGCUGACCAGGCUGCAGGUGGACUCGGCUGAGUACAGCUGUCUCAAGGCCAUCGCACUGUUCUCACCAGACGCCUGUGGCCUGACAGACCCAGUCCACGUGGAGUCUCUGCAGGAGAAGGCUCAGGUGGCUCUGACGGAGUACGAGAGGAUGCAGUACCCCAGUCAGCCUCAGCGCUUCGGACGCCUGCUCCUGCGCCUCCCGGCCCUGCGCGCCGUUCCCGCCAGCCUCAUCUCGCAGCUCUUUUUCAUGCGCCUGGUAGGAAAGACACCCAUCGAGACGCUGAUCCGUGACAUGCAGCUCUCCGGAAGCUCGAUCAGCUGGCCGUAUGUCCCGGGACAGUAGCCCCCCUUUCUGACGAGGUCUCCGCCUGGGAUUAGUGACGACAAGCACCCACAGGAAACCUCCUGACUCAUCACUAUCCAUCUGUGUGGUUAGCAAACUGCAGUGCCAGCUGGCCGUCAUAUGUACUGUACUGUAACCGCUCUAUUUCCCCCUCAUGAAAUGUCUCCACGCGGGCCUCCAGUGAAGAGAGGAGCCCGUGCCAGGAUGGAUCUGUCUUGUUGCCAGCCCAGUCGUUCUGGUGCCAGGUCUCAGGCCAGAGAGCAGCUUUUCAUGCUGGGCUCCGAUAUGGACACCACAGCCAGUCAUGUCACCACCCACAUGCCAUAGUGACUAAAGACGCUACAGUUUCAUGUAGAGGGCAGCAGCACCCUGCUACAAAUACAUCGGGAGGACAAAACUGUCCCGCCGCUGAAAGUCAGCAGAACUGUUUUUCCCCACACUGGGCUCAUUUUCCACGGCUCACCAUUUGUGAUACAGUGACCUUUUUAUCCACACAAACAUUACGAUACGGUAUCAUGAUUAGAUUGGAUCUAACUGACCAGUGGUGAACUGAAUAAGACAAAGAGAAGGCUUCGUUGUUGAAGAGAAACACAACAAACUGAUAUGAAACGGAACAGAGGGAAAAAUAAAACCAAGGAAAAACCACCAAAGUCUAUCAUAUCAUCCUCAGAGAUGCUUUUCAAACAGAGUGAUUAGUACACAAAGCAGAGAGAGAGAGAGAUGAACGGACUCUUGUAACUGCCUGACCAUCAAGUCAACAAUGCAUUUAAAUUCAUUCACAGGGCUCACUGUUGUUGUAGUUGAUUUUUCAAGAAAAAAAGAAAAAAAAGCCACAGUUACAUGAGAGUGGACUAAUACCUCACUAGACAUCAGAAUGCUUCAGUCUGAUAUUUCCUAAACACAAACCUCUGUAAAUGUUGUUCACCAGAAACCGCCUUCUUUUUGACAACUGCCUUGUUAUUAUUCAUUAUGAAUUUGGGACAAAUAUGAAAUAUGAAACGAGCAUCGCAAACAUUCGUCUUGUAUCUUUUUGAGAAAAAGAUCCCCAAUGUGAUUUUUCACUUGUGUUUUGAAUAUGAGUUCUGACUGAAUAAGGUGAAUUCAGCGAUUAAACGUCGUUUGGAUCAAGCUUUUUUUUUUUAUUAUGGAGAAACGGCAGGCUACAUCAACUCGGGUUCUAGUAAAACAACUCAAGAUAUAUGAAUUAGUUAUAGUUGGUGGUGAGAGAGUUUAUAACCAACACUACUAAUUAAAUACCAGUUUAUGUUGAUCAGUGCUGUUUCUAGGGGUACAACCCCCUUGAAAAUGUAUUGAAAUGUAUAUAUAUUGAGGUCAACUUUGUCUUUUUGCAUGUUCAAAUGUUGUUUUGGAUCUCUGCUAAGUGGAGACUGUUUCAUUAUUUUACAUUAUGUAAUUCAAGGUUCAUUUAAACAUUUAAAUAUUGCUUUCACUGUUAGCUCCUAAAUGUUUUUUUCUAUAUGUAUUUACAUGAAAAUACCUCUGUCAUCUGUUUAGAUGUCAAAAAGAAGCUUAUCUUCAUGCCAUUACAGCGGAGAUGACUUUGAGACGCUCUGAGUGAGUUUCUGCUGUUGUGAGACGAUACUGUAAUGGAUGAAAAUCUGGUGGAAAAACUGCACUUGGAGAGAUAUUCAAUGCCAAAACAUCACGUUAUCUGUGACAAUUUAAAAAGAAGAUGGGCCCUGAUUCGCUGGUCCACCAAGAUUUACCUCACAGGAAUUUCAAGAGGCGAGUUUACAAAAUCACAAGUAAAAUAUUUGAAUGAGAAAAAGGAUAAAAUCAACUCAAAAUUCAACAUAUUUCAGCAUUUAGUGUUCUCAAACACAAGGAUGUGACUCUGCUUCUUGAUUUACUGCCGGGCUUUUUGAAAGUCGUUUGGAUAUUCUUCUUCUUUUAGGCAACGAUUCACACAACCAUGUCAUUGAAAAAAAAGAUAAAUAUGCUAUUAAUGUUUUCUUAUCUUUGUGUUACUGAGUUCUUACGUUUUUAAAAUUUCAUGUGUAUGGCAACGUUAUUAAAAGAAUCAAAAGAU
Molecule: messenger RNA, 4597 nt
Organism: Centropristis striata (black sea bass)
Lineage: Eukaryota; Metazoa; Chordata; Actinopteri; Perciformes; Serranidae
Gene: nr2f6a
Product: nuclear receptor subfamily 2, group F, member 6a
Exons: 6
Coding region: 1330-2547 (405 amino acids)
Biological process (GO): cell differentiation; negative regulation of transcription by RNA polymerase II; anatomical structure development
Molecular function (GO): RNA polymerase II cis-regulatory region sequence-specific DNA binding; nuclear receptor activity; zinc ion binding
Source: RefSeq, a predicted model, not a curated record